This is a messenger RNA of Portunus trituberculatus (swimming crab), 2656 nucleotides long. Its product is annotated as beta-1,3-galactosyltransferase 5-like. Bases 460 to 1494 code for a protein of 344 amino acids. The transcript is spliced from 5 exons. NCBI's taxonomy places the organism in Eukaryota, Metazoa, Arthropoda, Malacostraca, Decapoda, Portunidae. Gene Ontology annotation, cellular component: membrane. Gene Ontology annotation, molecular function: hexosyltransferase activity. The record is from RefSeq and is a predicted model, not a curated record.
AAUUCAAUUAACACUGUCCUACCAUCCCAUGAAAUACUAUCAGAUGAAAACUUCGUUUACAAGUCUAAAGGGAUUUGUUAUCUGAUAGUGAAUGAGAUAUCCAAUCACGAAGAGGCGACGGGCGUUAGUGGCUUGUGUAUCGUGGGUGUCGGCAGUGACGCCAACCACCCCGAGAGACUCAGACACUGAUGUUAGACUGACAUUCGAGUGAAAUCGUUCCUUCUGAAAAAAAAUGAAGACGAAGAAACAGUAACAUUGUAGUAUGGAUCUAAUAAAUGUGGAGCAAGAAACGAAGUGUCAGGAUCAGCAGGGAUUGAAUACUUUGGAUAUUAGUUGUUUCGCUUCACACACACACACACACACACAGCAACGAAGACGCUAACGACGAGGGAAUGCGAUCAACAAAUGUGUCUGAGUGAGGUUAGGACGGAGUAAGCACCCUGAAGGACUUGGUAAAAGAUGAGAAGUGCACGGCAAGCCUUAGUAUGGCUAUGUGUGGCGAUGACUGUUCUGGUGGUGGUGAUGUGCCUCACGCUUCCUUCCUUCCCACAGAUGAUGAAAGACUACCCGUUCACACGUUCACCGAAAUUCGUAAAGGAGAAUUUCACAUUGACGAUUGAAGGGCCUACAGUGAACCCAGUAGUCGGACAAAUCACUUGGCUGGAGGACCUCUCGUGGAGGGACCCGCCUGUGUGCAAUGAAAGCGCUCCCUUCAUCCUAGCCGCGGUCAUCACAGCGGUGGAGAACUUCGAAAGAAGGGCGUGGGUAAGGAGCACCUGGGCCAGCCCGGAAUUCUAUCAAUACACCGGCAUCAAAGCAGUGUUCGUGGUGGGAUCCCCAAACAAUGAAACGCUGCAAGAAUCUUUGGAUGAUGAAAUUGAUAAAUACGAGGACAUAAUACAGACUGACUUCGUGGACACUUACAGAAACCUUACUUACAAGACUAUUUCGUGGCUAUCGUGGGUCAAGAAUUGGUGUCCCGGCACUCCCUUCAUCGCCAAAAUCGACGAUGACGUGGUGGUUAACCCCUUCAACCUACGCCUGUAUCUGAACGAGUACCUCCUCAGAGACCCCUCACCCAAACGAAUUCACGGGCGGGCCAGGUUCCGAUCCAAGCCGAUGAGAACAAGCAAGUGGGCAGUGACGAAGGAGGAGUACCCGCUGGAGCAUUACCCGCCCAUCGUGCUUGGGUCUGCCUACAUCGUGGACCGCAACGCUGUGGAUGUUCUUCUUGCCUAUGUGCCCUACGUGCCUAUGCUGUGGCUGGAGGACGUCUUUCUAACGGGGCUGGUGGCGAAAAGGGCAGGAAUCAAUCUGAAGCAGGCGGAAAGGAAGCUUUACGCUUGGAGACUCACCCGAAGAUUCUACUACGGGUCGCAGGCGUUUCUUCUCGACCCCAAAAAGAAUGAAGUGAAACAGGCCUGGCAAAAGAUUGUCAGAUACUCUAAUAAGAGUAUAUCAAAAUUAAAAUCUGGAUAUUACAAUGGUGUAUAACUAACUUUCCUGCAUAUCACUCGUCCAAGUCACCCAGUCGCCUUGUCCUCCUGCAUGAAAUCAAGGGCAGAAUUCAGAAACCUCCUUCUCCCUCACCUCAACUAUUCUCUAAGGUUACAGAAAGUCAAAGUGAAUAUCAAGGGCAUUACUAGUGUUAACACUGUAGAAAUUGAAUUAAUUUAUCACCAAAACUAUGAAGAAACGCUCUAAAACGCCAUGCCACUUCAAUUAGACAUUAGAUGCGAGCAGAAGUGUUUCAGAAUAUGGUCUAUUGGGUGGCAGUCAACAGCAGUGUCUGGCUACCUUGCUUUACGUUAUCUCUAUCAUGUAUAACGGUAGCACAUUAGACAGCAUCAUCUACCAUUAAUCUAUUCCUUUCGAGCUAAAUCAGACUGGUGAAAGGGAGAUGGAUUAAUAAAAAAUUUACCCUACUCUUUAUUCCACAGCUUCCUCACUUUCGGCCUCAGCUUAUACCAGCCUCCUUGCUUAAUCCUGCACAUGCUUUAUUCCUGCUUUGGUCCUGAAUUGCUGUUAUACUCACCUGUUAUUGCUCAAAGUGGCUGCCCGUUGCAUCUUCUCAUAUUGUAGCAAGAUGUGAACGAGACUGUUUAAGGGUCAUAAGUAGAGUAUCAAAAGUUGCUCAUUCGUACACUACACACUCAAAGACGUUCACUUUUAUGUUGUAAGGUUUAUUUAAUAAACAUGUAUUAUAUUUGAAAAUUGACUUAUAAAAACUAAACUACAAGUAAAACUCCUCAGAAUAAUACUAGAGUAUAAAUAUUUUUACAGUAUUUGGCGGCGGAGUUGAGCAGGUUGUUUCGUUCUGAAAAGACAUCAUCUGCUUUUCUAAACGUCGUUCAAAAGUAAAAAUAGAAACAUCUUAUAUGGGAAAUUCCCUUAUUGUAUCCGGGCAGUGUGGUGAAUUGUGCAAUACGAUACAAAGAUACACCUACAAAGGAUAACGGUUGUUCCUAAAAUGGGCUGAUCAUUGUACGUAUAAGUAAAUAUCCACAGUGAAUCAAUUCAAGUGUAACAUAUUAAAGAUUAACACACACACACACACACACACACACACACACACACACACACACACACACAGCGUACGUAGUGUAGUGGUUAGCACGCUCGACUCACAAUCGAGAGGGCCGGGUUCGAGUCCCGG